Lycium barbarum (goji berry) is the source of this 1408-nucleotide messenger RNA. RefSeq lists its product as uncharacterized. Lineage: Eukaryota; Viridiplantae; Streptophyta; Magnoliopsida; Solanales; Solanaceae. The record is from RefSeq and is a predicted model, not a curated record. Bases 95 to 1408 code for a protein of 437 amino acids. The transcript has 6 exons.
CAUUCUCCCUUUUUCCAGUGUCCUUAAGUAAUUUAUAAGUAUUAUAUUCUCUUAAAGCAAUUCCUACAGGAGAACUAUCGUAUUCUAGGAGAAUAUGAAGCGAAAACGCAAGAAUUCAGCACAAGCAAUGUUAGAAAGCCUACGAGGACAUCAAACUGACAACUAUGGUACAACUUCCCAAGAUUUGCAGCAACAACUUAGUGGGGAUCAACUGGAUGACCAACUUGAGAAUGAGAACAUAACAACUCCUACAUUCGGUAAUGACAACUUAAAUUCUUCCUCGAGCUCUAAUGAAGCUAACUCACAACAAAAAGAGGAGCCCUUACUUGUUGAGAUUAAAGAUACUUUGACUGGAGAAGUUACAACUCAAAAGAUGCAAGCAGAUCGAGUUUGGAACUUGGAAAAAAAUAAAAAAAUUGUGGUGGAACUCAACGGGGAUGGACAAGGAAGUAAUAAUGGUUCAAACUUGCUUGUGAGAUUUCUUGGCAAACUUUCUCAAAAGUCAAUAAUUUGUCCCAUAUCAGUUGAGAGAUGGGAUAGGAUGCCCGAGGCGAAAAAUCGCCUACAAUGGCAGUUAGUUGAGGAGAAUUUCGAGUUUGACUAUGCUAUUGGAAUCAAAUGGGUGAUGCGUACUUUACACGAUAGAUGGAGGUCCUAUAAAUAUGCGUUAAGAAAUCAAACCUUCUACCCUAGCAAAAGUAAGGAACAAAUACUUGCUAAUCCUCCUCCAAACGUGGAUUCUAUUGAUUGGACUGCUUUUGUGCAUCACUAUAAAGAAGAGAAGAUGAAGACACAAAGUGAACAAAAUGCAAGAAAUCGAAGUAAACUUAAAGUCCCCCAUGCCGGUGGUAGCAAAAGCAAUGCAAGGACAGGUCGUCAAAUGGAGAAAAAAUAUGGAAGGCCUGUGUGCCGAAGUGAGGUUGUUUUGUCAACUUUACUGAAGAAGAAUGGAAAUUAUGUGAAUGAGGAAGGGAAGAUUAUAGCUGAUAAAAUAUCAGAGCAUCUAUCUCAAGAUCACGAACAUGCUGCCACUUUAGGUGUUCCAUUGAAGAUAUUGGCUCAUCCUAAUGACGCUAUUGGAAAAGUAUAUGGAGUUGAACAUUCUGGUCGUGUGCGUGGUUUAGGUGGUAAUGUUUGCCCCUCGACUGCUUUUGGAAUGCCUAAACAUUCAGUUAGUUAUGCGAAUCUUGGUGGUUCUAGUAAUACGUCUCAUCAACGUGUUGAAGACCUAGAGAAGCAUGUCGAAACCUUGGAAGAGAAGCUGACUGGAUAUGAAGAGACCAAGGAACAAUUUGUGGAGACCAAGGAACGGCUUGCGCAAAAUGAGAAUCACUUGGCAACUCUUCAUAGGUUUUUACAAGCUAAAUUUGGUAGUGAGUUGCCUAGUUUCUCCUUAGAUUCUUCUUAG